AUGGAUCCGAUUUCUCCCCCCUUCCUUCGUUUUUCCGAUCUAUUACGAAAAUCUCAUAUACAAACCAAUUCAAGUGGGAAGAAAGGGAAAGGGAAAGUUGUAGCAGUUGACUUUGCUGCCAAUUUGUUAGAAAAUGUCAACAGGGCGCAGGAGGACUUCCAGUACAACCUGAUACGGUUUCAAAAUCUUCUUCAAGAAGCACAAAAUAUCAGUAACCAACCACUAGCGAGGGAGGACUUGAAAGAUGAAGAAUAUGGAUCCGAUCUUUCUUAUAAUGAUCUUCCAACCUCUUACUAUUAUGAAGACCUUCCUGAUAGUAAUUCGGACAUUCUUGAGGAAUUCCAAGAUGUCAAUGUGGAUUCCUUUGAUAAGAUCUGGUUGUUAAGACGAUGUGAACUACACAUUUCAAAGUUUGGAGAUGCCGACGGAGCUAUUACACCUACCAACUUGUGCACCAGAAUCUUUACUAUUUUGAGAUUAGAAAUGGAUGAUGAUGAAAUUCAGGCAAAACUCGUUGAUCUUCUCGGGUUUGAAAACUUUGAAUUUGUCACGAUGCUUAUAACUAAACGAUCGGAAAUUGGUAUCUCAGAAGAUUCGGUUCCUCAUCAUCGUCCGACUCUACUUGAACCGAUACGUCCUUCAUAUGGUUCUCAGGUGACCAUUCAAUUCGAGAGUGAUGCAAAACAACAGAAGCGAAUAAGAAAGGAGCAUAAGAAAAAUAUGAAAAAACGAAAUGCAGAGGAUGAAGAAACACUUUCGGCAAAUAUCUUGGGUUUCAGCGAUGAGUCACGUUUAGCACGAGAGAACCAGUUACGAACUGCAAGAAAUUCACCACUACCUCCGCAGUUUUCUGCUCCGACAGAAAAUUUCAAGCAUGUUUACGGCAAAUCACAGUCCGGUAGCGUUCUAACUGUAUUUGGAAACAGAUUUUCUUUACCAGUUGGUACUGAACGAAAAGAUUACAAUGAUUAUGAGGAAAUAACCGUUCCCAUGACAAAUCGAGCUCCUCCUUUACAGAAUGAAAAGCUUGUUUAUCUGAGCGAGAUGGAUAACCUUUGCAAAGGUACUUUCAAGAACUACAAAUCCCUCAAUCGAGUGCAGUCAAUUGUUUAUCCUGUUGCUUAUCAAAAAGACGAAAACAUGUUGAUCUGUGCACCUACGGGAGCGGGAAAGACUGAAAUCGCAACGCUCGCAAUUCUUCGUACGCUGCGACGGCAUUGUAAUUCCAUUCUAGACUCACAGAAAUUUGAAAUUAGAAAACACGAAUUUAAAAUUGUAUACAUCGCGCCUAUGAAAGCUCUCGCGGCAGAAAUCGUUAGGAAAUUCGAAGAAAGAUUAAAAUGGUUAGGAAUUCAAGUCAAAGAAUUAACAGGUGAUAUGCAGUUGACAAAAGCAGAAAUUUCUAAUACACAAAUUCUUGUGACCACACCCGAAAAAUGGGAUGUGGUGACCAGAAAAAGCACGGGAGAUGUCGAGUUAACGCAGAAAGUCAAAUUGCUGAUUAUUGACGAAGUCCACUUACUGCAUGAUGAUCGAGGAGCAGUACUUGAAAGUUUGGUUGCCCGGACGCGUCGCCAAGUCGAAACUAAUCAAUCAACGAUCCGCAUAGUGGGGCUUUCUGCUACACUACCAAAUUAUGUUGAUGUGGCUCGAUUUCUGGGUGUGGAUCUUAGUAACGGUGCAGAAGGAUUAUUUUAUUUUGACGGAGGUUUUAGACCGGUACCGUUGGAGCAACACUAUAUUGGUGUUAAGGGAAAACCUGGAACUUUGACCUCUAACAGUAGAAUGAAUCGUACGUGUUGGGAAAAAGUUUUGGAACUUGUGAAGGAUGGACACCAAGUGAUGGUAUUUGUUCAUGCUCGUAAAGAGACUGUCAGAACGGCAAAAACUUUUUGCGAAUAUAUUUUAACUGAAGGACACGAUGGAUUAUUUGACGUUUCCGCGCAUCCUCGUUAUGAUUUGAUGGGAAAAAGCGUCGCGAAAUCACGAAACAAAGAAUUAAAAGAGCUUUUUACACAUUCCUUUGGAAUUCAUCAUGCUGGAAUGUUGAGAUCCGAUAGAACGAUGACUGAACGUCUAUUCGAAAUUGGUCUAAUUAAGGUCUUGUUUUGCACUGCUACACUAGCAUGGGGUGUAAAUUUGCCAGCUCAUGCCGUCGUUAUUAAAGGUACACAGGUGUAUGAUGCACAAAAGGGGAACUUUGUUGACCUAUCGAUUCUAGACGUUAUGCAAAUUUUCGGUAGAGCUGGUCGUCCACAGUAUGAAAGUUAUGGGACUGGUUAUAUUCUUACUACUCUUGAUAAGUUACCUCACUAUGUGUCCAUGAUGACGCAGCAGCAUCCUAUAGAAUCCAAGUUUGUUGAGAGCAUAGUGGAUAAUUUAAAUGCUGAAAUCUCGUUAGGCACGGUUUCUACUGUUGCCGAAGGCGUCACGUGGUUGGGAUACAC
This is a messenger RNA of Acaulospora morrowiae, 2447 nucleotides long. The record is from the annotation of a GenBank genome assembly. Lineage: Eukaryota; Fungi; Glomeromycota; Glomeromycetes; Diversisporales; Acaulosporaceae.